Molecule: messenger RNA, 861 nt
Organism: Helianthus annuus (common sunflower)
Lineage: Eukaryota; Viridiplantae; Streptophyta; Magnoliopsida; Asterales; Asteraceae
Product: leucine-rich repeat extensin-like protein 5
Exons: 2
Coding region: 1-861 (286 amino acids)
Source: RefSeq, a predicted model, not a curated record
AUGAGCACGAGUCCCCAAGAAGACUGGAGGACAUACUUAGAGUCUGCGAGGCGUUCUGUCUCGCUAAGCUCCUCACCUUCGUACCAUGAUUCCUUCGGACUACAUCAAGGCAACGAGUCCGAUCAUUCCCGCCAUUCCUACUUACCAUUGCAGUGGUCGGGUUCACAUCGCGCCUUUGAAGACCCGACCCCGUACUUCCAGAGCCAGUUCAACCUGGCAAACCAGGUGCAAGGACCAGUGGAUUUAAACCCAUUGGGACCAGAAGAUCACUACUCUGGUGACCAAGCUAUGGAUAUGGAUGAUGACCCCGAUCCGGAGAUGCCACCGAGUGGGAUGCCGACGCAUCCCAUUGAGAUUUCGGACGUUUCACGGUUCGUCGUACCGAGGUCCAGACAGCUACGAAGCAAGGCGGUUACUCCACCGCCGCCGCCAGAGCAGCAACCGCCUCCGGAGCCACCAAGGCGGAGAAGAUCAGACGCACGGAUGUCCGUGCGAGGGGGAUUCCACUUCAGCACCCCUCAACACUCCAGUGGCAGCCACUACCCGCCACUAUAUGAAGACCCGCAGAUGGGUGGGCCUUCGAACCCAGUUUCCGAGGUGGAAUCUGCGCAAGUCGCACCACCACCAUCACACAUGGGUUAUGAUUACCCGAUUCCUUCAAACGCCGGUGCAGCGGCGUAUAACCCUUUUGAGCAGCCAGUCCAUAUUGGCUACAACUACUACAAUGCCCCCGAUGUUGACCCAUACCUUGUAGCGGCAAACUACAAUGCUCUUCAUCCCGAGGGACCUUACAGAGCCCCCUAUCAGACUGGGUACCCGGCCUAUGGGUACCAAUACCCGCCACCUCCUCAACAUCCGUAA